Salvelinus fontinalis (brook trout) is the source of this 6794-nucleotide messenger RNA. RefSeq lists its product as uncharacterized. The transcript has 17 exons. NCBI's taxonomy places the organism in Eukaryota, Metazoa, Chordata, Actinopteri, Salmoniformes, Salmonidae. The coding region runs from base 354 to 5666 and encodes 1770 amino acids. The record is from RefSeq and is a predicted model, not a curated record.
AAAUAGGUAUAGCGACACACAAGGUCACUGUAGCAGCAGACAACUAGUAGAUGUAGUUGUCGAUAGGAAAUGACAACACAUUUACAGUCUAGUUUGAUGUGUGUCCUAAUAUCCUUUCAGGUUGUAUUACUAUCAUCCAGUGAUCCACAUAACAUGAGGACGAACCCAACUUUUCUCCACUCAGGCUGCGGAGAGAGAAAGACGAUUAAACGAUAAGUCAGUCGGCAGAGAGAAAAGUUGACUUGGACCUGAACGGCUGCACUGUGUCAGACCAAGGAGUAAGGCAGAUACUGGGCUCUCUGAAGAACGUCAGACACCUUGGACCAUCCUCUGAUGAUUCAUCUGACCCCUCAAUGUUCUGUCAACUCUGGACAACUUUGCUGAGCAGUGAGGCAGAGAUGGACUUCACCACUUUACUUGGUCUCUGUGGAAAUGAGUUGCACCUUCCAGUCCAGGGUGAAAGACGAGUGUUUGAGAAAGCAGAAGAAGUGAUGAAACAGAGUCAAGAGGGGGUUCAUCUCUGUCUACACUGGGAUCAGAGAACUGUUCUCAGUGAAGGUCUCAGGGAUCAGAGAACUGUUCUCAGUGAAGGUCUCAGGGAUCAGAGAACUGUUCUCAGUGAACCUCUCAGCAAAACCAUUUUAAAGUGUCUAACAAAUAUCAACAAGCUCAGGUUUACCCCUCUACAGCAUCAGAGAGGAUCCCCUGAAAAACUGGAGACAGAAGAGAAAGCAGUCCUACUAGAUUUGUGUCUACAAGCAGCACUAGAUCACAGAGAAACGGUCCAGAGAACUGUGAAUACACUGCUUUCACUGUUCUCUGUGUAUCAAACUGAGAGAUGUGACAUCCUGCUGGAUCUGUACUCUUAUGUGAAGGACUAUGAGACUCAAACAGGCAGGAGUGUCCUUCCAGCAUUACAGCCAGUUUACAAGUCGGGUCCUGCAGUCUGGUCCAUAGACCUCUCAGAGAGAAAGGCCUCCCUCCUCCUAGAAGUGCUGAAACUCCAACCAGAGAAGAAACCAAUAGAGCUGAAGGGCUGGUCAGAUGAAGAGAGUGAAGUGAGGAGUUUCCUUCAGUGUCUGUCCUACAUCUCACAGCUGAGUUUUACUCCACCACAGGAUCAGAGAAGAUCCCCUGAAGAGAGGACAAAGAGAGAGAAGACAUUCCUACUGAAUCUGUGUCUUCAAGCACCUUUCCAUGAGAGAGGAACCAUACAAACAACUGUAGAGAAAGUGUUGUCACUGUCUAAAGUAUAUCACAACCAGAAAUGUGAUUUCCUGCUGGAUCUGUACUCUCAUGUGAAGGAUUAUGAGAUUCAAACAGGCAGGAGUUUCCUUCCAGCAUUACAGGUAGUUUACCAGUCAGAUCCUCCAGUCUGGUCCAUAGACCUCUCAGAGAGAAAGGCCUCCCUCCUCCUAGAAGUGCUGAAACUCCAACCAGAGAAAAAACCUGUAGAGCUGAAGGGCUGGUCAGAUGAAGAGAGUGAAGUGAGGAGUUUCCAUCAGUGUCUGGCCUACAUCUCAAAGCUGAGUUUCUGUCCAUUGUGGUCUGAUCCCUCAAAGCGGAUCAAGUUCCUGGUGGAUCUCCUGUCUCAAGCAGCAGAGUGGGAGGAGCAGACAGGAGAGAAGACACUGAACCUGGUAUCAUCAGUGUGUACUUACAGCACCUUUCCUUUUCUCAAUGGAGACAAUUCUCAACGGAGUGACUUCCUGCUGGAUCUGUACUCACAUGUGAAGGACUAUGAGACUCAAACAGGCAGGAGUGUCCUUCCAGCAUUACAGCCAGUUUACCAGUCAGCUCCUGCAGUCUGGUCCAUAGACCUGUCAGAGAGAAAGACCUCCCUCCUCCUAGAAGUGCUGAAACUCCAACCAGAGAAGAAACCAGUAGAGCUGAUGGGCUGGUCAGAUGAAGAGAGUGAAGUGAGGAGUUUCCUUCAGUGUCUGCCCUACAUCUCACAGCUGAGUUUCUAUCCAGACUGGUCUGAUCCCUCAAAGCAGAUCAAGUUCCUGGUGGAUCUCCUGUCUCAAGCAGCAGAGUGGGAGGAGCAGACAGGAGAGAAGACACUGAAGCUGGUAUCAUCAGUGUGUACUUACAGCACCUUUCCUUUUCCCAAUGGAGACAAAUCUAAACAGAGUUAUUUCCUGCUGGAUCUGUACUCAUAUGUGAAGGACUAUGAGACUCAAACAGGCAGGAGUGUCCUUCCAGCAUUACAGCCAGUUUACCAGUCAGCUCCUGCAGUCUGGUUCAUAGACCUCUCAGAGAGAAAGGCCUCCCUCCUCCUAGAAGUGCUGAAACUCCAACCAGAGAAGAAACCGGUACUGCUGAAGCGCUGGUCAGAUGAAGAGAGUGAAGUGAGGAGUUUCCUUCAGUGCCUGUCCUACAUCUCACAGCUGACGUUCUAUCCAUUGUGGUCAAAUCCCUCAAAGCGGAUCAAGAUCCUGGUGAAUCUCCUGUCUCAAGCAGCAGAGUGGGAUGAGCAGACAGGAGAGAAGACACUGAAGCUGGUAUCAUCAAUGUUUACUUACUGCAACUUUCCUUAUCCAUGUGGAGACGAUUCUAAACAGAGUGAUUUCCUGCUGGAUCUGUACUCACAUGUGAAGGACUAUGAGACUCAAACAGGCAGGAGUGUCCUUCCAGCAUUACAGCCAGUUUACCAGUCAGCUCCUUCAGUCUGGUCCAUAGACCUCUCAGAGAGAAAGGCCUCCCUCCUCCUAGAAGUGCUGAAACUCCAACCACAGAAGAAACCAGUAGAGCUGAAGGGCUGGUCAGAUGAAGAGAGUGAAGUGAGGAGUUUCCUUCAGUGUCUGUCCCACAUCUCACAGCUGAGGUUCGAUAAAUGUUGGUCUGAUCCCUCAAAGUGGAUCAAGUUCCUGGUGGAUCUCCUGUCUCAAGCAGCAGAGUGGGAGGAGCAGACAGGAGAAAAGACACUGAAGCUGGUAUCAUCAGUGUGUACUUACAAAAACUUUCCUUAUCGCUAUGGAGACAAAUCUAAACAGAGUGAUUUCCUGCUGGAUCUGUACACACAUGUGAAGGACUAUGAGACUCAAACAGGCAAGAGUGUCCUUCCAGCAUUUCAGCCAGUUUACCAGUCAGCCAGUCCUGCAGUCUGGUCCAUAGACCUCUCAGAGAGAAAGGCCUCCCUCCUCCUAGAAGUGCUGAAACUCCAACCAGAGAAGAAACCUGUAGAGCUGAAGGGCUGGUCAGAUGAAGAGAGUGAAGUGAGGAGUUUCCUUCAGUGUCUGUCCUACAUCUCACAGCUGAGUUUCUAUCCAGAUUGGUAUGAUCUCUCAAAGCAGAUUGAGUUCCUGGUGGAUCUCCUGUCUCAAGCAGCAGAGUGGGAGGAGCAGACAGGAGAGAAGACACUGAAGCUGGUAUCAUCAGUGUGCACUUACAGCACCUUUCCUUAUUGCUAUGGAAAAAAUUCUUAUCAGAGUGAAUUCCUGCUGGAUCUGUACUCACAUGUGAAGGACUAUGAGACUCAAACAGGCAGGAGUGUCCUUCCAGCAUUACAGCCAGUUUACCAGUCAGCUCCUGCAGUCUGGUCCAUAGACCUCUCAGAGAGAAAGGCCUCCCUCCUCCUAGAAGUGCUGAAACUCCAACCAGAGAAGAAACCAGUAGAGCUGAAGGGCUGGUCAGAUGAAGAGAGUGAAGUGAGGAGUUUCCUUCAGUGUCUGUCCUACAUCUCACAGCUGAGUUUCUAUCCACAGAGGUCUGAUCCCUCAAAGCAGAUCAAGUUCCUGGUGGAUCUCCUGUCUCAAGCAGCAAAGUGGGAGGAGCAGACAGGAGAGAAGACACUGAAGCUGGUAUCAUCAAUGUGUACUUACAGCACCUUUCCUUUUCCCAAUGGAGACAAAUCUAAACAGAGUGAUUUCCUGCUGGAUCUGUACUCACAUGUGAAGGACUAUGAGACUCAAACAGGCAGGAGUUUCCUUCCAGCAUUACAGACAGUUUACCAGUCAGCUCCUGCAGUCUGGUCCAUAGACCUCUCAGAGAGAAAGGCCUCCCUCCUCCUAGAAGUGCUGAAACUCCAACCAGAGAAGAAACCAGCAGAGCUGAAGGGCUGGUCAGAUGAAGAGAGUGAAGUGAGGAGUUUCCUUCCGUGUCUGUCCUACAUCUCACAGCUGAGUUUCUGUCCACGGAGGUCUGAUCCCCCAAAGCAGAUCAAGUUCCUGAUGGAUCUCCUGUCUCAAGCAGCAGAGUGGGAGGAGCAGACAGGAGAGAAGACACUGAAGCUGGUAUCAUCAGUGUGUACUUACAGCACCUUUCCUUUUCCCAAUGGAGACAUUUACAGAGACAAUUCUAAACAGAGUGAUUUCCUGCUGGAUCUGUACUCACGUGUGAAGGACUAUGAGACUCAAACAGGCAGGAGUGUCCUUCCAGCAUUACAGCCAGUUUACCAGUCAGCUCCUGCAGUCUGGUCCAUAGACCUCUCAGAGAGAAAGGCCUCCCUCCUCCUAGAAGUGCUGAAACUCCAACCAGAGAAGAAACCAGUAGAGCUGAAGGGCUGUUCAGAUGAAGAGAGUGAAGUGAGGAGUUUCCUUCAGUGUCUGUCCUACAUCUCACAGCUGAGUUUCUAUCCAUGGGGGUCUGAUCCCUCAAAGCAGAUUGAGUUCCUGGUGGAUCUCCUGUCUCAAGCAGCAGAGUGGGAGGAGCAGACAGGAGAGAAGACACUGAACCUGGUAUCAUCAGUGUGUACUUACAGCACCUUUCCUUUUCCCAAUGGAGACUAUUCUAAACAGAGUGAUUUCCUGCUGGAUCUGUUCUCAUAUGUGAAGGACUAUGAGACUCAAACAGGCAGGAGUGUCCUUCCAGCAUUACAGCCAGUUUACCAGUCAGCUCCUGCAGUCUGGUCCAUAGACCUCAGAAAGAGAAAGGCCUCCCUCCUCCUAGAAGUGCUGAAACUCCAACCAGAGAAGAAACCAGUAAAGCUGAGCGGCUGGUCAGUUGAAGAGAGUAAAGUGAGGAGUUUCCUUCAGUGUCUGCCCUACAUCUCACAGCUGAGACCGAACUCAGGCAUUCUGCAACAGCUGACUGUAGUUGUGUAUGAAGCUCAGGACAAGGACUUGACUCAGUGGUUCCUGGAGAAGGUUGGUGGAGACCUGACCUCCUGCAGGCUGGACUGGGAAGUGCUUCUCUCUCUGCUGCAGCUUUCAACCCACAACAUCACUGUGGACCUCAGGAAGAACAGGUUUCUAGAGAAGAACAUCUCAGAUCUUCUCCCCUUUCUGGGAAGGGUUACUCUCAAGAGCCCCAGCAAAGCUCUGCUACUUCAGCUGCUGGACCUUGUGUGUGAGGGGAUUGAAGAGGGGCUGCUGAGGCACACAGAGUCCCUGUGGAGAGCCCUGGAUGGGGAGCUGGACCUCAGUGAGACCAGGCUGGACCAGAAGGCCUGUGGAUCUCUGGCCCUGGUUCUGGAACACUCAGAGGGUCUGUCAAAACUGGACCUCAGCCACUGUCAACUCACAGACCACCACCUACAGCCCCUGAUCACACACCUGCAUAAAGUACAAGUCCUGGACCUGAGCCACAAUGACAUCACUGAUGCUCUGACUGACAGAAUACUCCAACUGGUCUCUACCAACACUUCAAUACACACCGUACGACUCUUCAACAACAGAAUCAUGAACAGAACCGCUUUCCUGACAGAGGAGAGGUUUGAGAUCUGAUUAAACAUCAGGUCUUGGUCCAGGAAGAGGAAGAGAUGGCUGUUAGGUCUUAGUCCAGGAAGAGGAAGAGAUGGCUGUUAGGUCUUAGUCCAGGAAGAGGAAGAGAUGGCUGUUAGGUCUUAGUCCAGGAAGAGAUGGCUGUCAGGUCUUAGUCCAAAUAAAAUGUUAUUGGUUACAUACACAUGGUUAGCAGAUGUUAUUGCAAGUGUAGCGAAAUGCUUCUAGAUCCGACAGUGCAGCAGUAUUUAACAGGUAAUAUCAAACAAUUCCACAACAAAAACCUAAUAUCUAACAAAUUCCACAACCAAACCUAAUACACACAAUAUAGCAAAGGAAUGGGAUAAGAAUAUAUAAGUGUACAAUAUAUGGAUGAGCAGUGACAGAGCGGCUAAGAUGCAAUAGAUAAUAAAGAAUAGUUAGUGAAGGAUACAGUAUAUACAUAUGAGAUGAAAUGGUCUAAUGUUAAAAUGUUUAACAUUUUUGAAUGUUUAGGAAGUAAUGGGAAGAAUAGGUUCGAGUGGGAUUAUAAUUGAGUAGGGAAUGUUAAUGUUUAAAAAUGUAUGUUUAGAAAUAAAUGGUUUAAAAGUGAAUGAUAAUGGAGUGUACUAAGAACACACAGGAGAAGGGUACGACUCUAUUAGCUGGUAGAACCUUAAGCAGUUAAGGACCUGUGGACUGUUGGAAGAAGAUUUUUGCUGUAGCUUUUUAGCUUGAAAUAUAUAUCUUUUUUAUUAUUCUCAUAUUUAGAUUUUUAUUAUUCUCUUUUAAAGUAAAAUUCUAGGAGGGAUCCUUAAGGUUACCUCAUUGAUAGAAGUGUGUUAAAGUAACUGGUAGAAUUUUUAGACGCCAACUGAGGGACUGAUCAUCCUGAGGGGGGAGACAAAAAACAGUUUAUAAAGUUGUAGAAGGUAAGAACCUGUUUUUCUAUGUAUUAAUUACUGUGCUUCUCAUAAAGUUGUAAAAUACAAAAAAUAUUUUAAUGUCAUACCUCAAUAAGGGUAUAGUUAAGGGCGUUGAAGGUGUCUAUCAAUUUUAUGUACUGUUGAUGUUGCUUAUCAUUGAUUGGUGAUAUUGAUUUGUGAUUGACUGAUUGAUCUGGGAUUUUGAAUAAACUUUAUUUUUCUGAAA